Molecule: messenger RNA, 2755 nt
Organism: Fragaria vesca subsp. vesca
Lineage: Eukaryota; Viridiplantae; Streptophyta; Magnoliopsida; Rosales; Rosaceae
Product: potassium channel SKOR-like
Exons: 14
Coding region: 239-2755 (838 amino acids)
Biological process (GO): potassium ion transport; transmembrane transport
Cellular component (GO): membrane
Molecular function (GO): voltage-gated potassium channel activity; protein binding
Source: RefSeq, a predicted model, not a curated record
GCCAAACAGAUUUUGAGAGCUCUAGUGUUUAGUGUGGUUGUGAUGAAUCAAGUGAAGCCGCCAGUUCGCAGAAAUUAUUAGGGUUUUCUUUCGAGAAUAAUCUAGUCUCUCUUUCUCUCUGCCAAGUUGCCGGUGCAAUCAAGUUGCGCCGUGAUAUUUUGACGUUGAACGUACUUUUAUCUUCUUCCCCAGCAAAUCGACGCCAAGUUUUCCGUGAAUAAAGAAGAAGAAGAGCAAAAUGUCGAGGAGAGUAGCGGACGACGAUGAGGAGGUGGAUGAGGUUGGGGAGGAGGAGGAGUACGAGGUGCAGGAUCUGAGGGACCAGAUCAAGUCGUCUCGCGGAAGCAGAUUCAAUCUGAUAACCAACGAGUUGGGACUGGAUCAAGGAUCGUCGACGGCGAAUAGUCGGAGAAGGAGAAUGAGGUACUACCUGAGCAAGGAGAGCGUCAUCAAUGGCGUCAGAGGCCUCUCCAAGGGAAUCGGAGUUAUUCAUCCAGAUAACAGGUGGUAUCGGGCAUGGACGAAAGUGAUACUGGUAUGGGCAAUCUACUCGUCCUUCUUCACACCUUUCGAGUUCGGGUUCUUCAGGGGUCUGCAAGAGAAGCUCUUCAUACUAGACAUCGUAGGCCAGGUAGCUUUCCUCGUCGACAUUAUUCUGCAAUUCUUCGUUGCCUACAGAGACAGUCAGACCUAUCGAAUGGUCUAUAAGCGCACUCCCAUUGCUCUCCGGUACUUGAAAUCUGGUUUCAUCCUUGACUUGCUUGGCUGCAUGCCUUGGGAUAAUAUCUACAAGGCUUGUGGAAGAAGAGAGGAAGUGAGGUACCUUCUAUGGCUUAGGUUGUGUCGGGUGCGCAAAGUCACCAAGUUUUUCCAGGAUCUAGAGAAGGAUAUUCGGAUUAGUUACGAGUUUACCAGGAUCGUAAAGCUUCUGGUUGUUGAACUCUAUUGCACACAUACAGCAGCUUGCAUCUUUUACUAUUUGGCCACCACCUUGCCUCCUGUAGAAGAGGGGUACACAUGGAUUGGAAGUCUGAAGUUGGGUGACUAUAGUUAUUCUAGCUUCAGAGAGAUUGAUCUAUGGAAGCGCUACACAACAUCGCUAUAUUUUGCCAUUGUAACCAUGGCUACUGUUGGAUAUGGAGAUAUACAUGCAGUAAACAUGAGGGAGAUGAUCUUCAUUAUGGUUUAUGUCUCUUUUGACAUGGUUCUUGGUGCGUAUUUGAUUGGUAACAUGACAGCGUUAAUAGUAAAAGGAUCAAAGACAGAAAAGUUCAGGGACAAAAUGACAGAUCUUACCAAGUAUAUGAACAGAAAUAGACUUGGUAGGGAUAUCCGUAAUCAGAUCAAAGGCCACUUGCGUUUGCAGUAUGAGAGUAGCUACACAGAGGCUGCUGUUCUCCAGGAGAUCCCUGCUUCAAUUCGCGCUAAGAUUUCACAAACCUUAUAUUUUCCAUACAUUGUAAGUGUUCCUCUCUUCAAGGGAUGCUCGACGGAAUUCAUCAAUCAGAUAGUUAUUAAGUUACACGAAGAAUUUUUCCUCCCAGGAGAAGUGAUCAUGGAACCUGGAAAUGUUGUAGAUCAACUUUAUUUUGUCUGUCAUGGUAUACUGGAGGAGGUCGGUUUAGGGGAAGAUGGAUCUGAAGAAACAGUUUCGCUUUUGCAACCUAGCAGCUCAUUUGGGGAAGUCUCCAUUCUUUGUAACAUUCCACAACCUUAUACAGUUAGGGUGUGUGAACUGUGUAGGCUUCUGCGACUUGAUAAAGAAUCAUUUACAAGUAUCCUUGACAUAUACUUUUACGACGGGCGUAAAAUCUUGAACAACCUUCUGGAGGCCAAAGGACCUCAUGUCAAGCAACUAGAGUCGGACAUCAGUUUUCACAUUGGAAAGCAAGAAGCUGAACUUUCUUUAAAGGUGAAUAGUGCUGCGUAUCAUGGAGAUCUGUAUCAGCUAAAAGGUUUGAUCCGAGCUGGGGCUGAUCCCAACAAGACAGAUUAUGAUGGAAGGUCACCCUUGCAUCUUGCUGCACUACGAGGACAUGAAGAUAUUACACUUUUCCUUAUUCAGCAAGGAGUAGACAUCAACAUCAAAGACAAUUUUGGGAAUACACCCUUACUCGAAGCCAUCAAGAAUGCACAUGAUCGAGUUUCUUCUCUACUUAUAAAAGAAGGGGCCUCCUUGAAUAUAGAUAAUGCUGGUAGUUUUUUAUGUACAGCAAUUGCAAAGGGGGAUUCAGAUUUCCUUAAAAAGUUAUUGUCAAAUGGCAUUGAUCCUAAUUCCAAAGGUUAUGAUCAACGGACGCCACUUCAUAUAGCUGCCUCUGAGGGACUAUAUUUAAUGGCGAAGUUGCUGUUAGAAGCUGGAGCAAGUGUUUUCUCGAAGGACAGGUGGGGAAACACCCCAUUAGAUGAAGGUCGGAUGUGUGGAAACAAGAAUUUGAUCAAAUUGCUGGAAGAAGCAAAGGCUGCUCAGUUGUCGGAAUUUCCAUACCGUGCUCAAGAAAUUGCAGAUAAAAUGCAUCCAAAGAAAUGUACAGUGUUUCCGUUCCACCCCUGGGAUAGCAAAGAACACAGAAGAUCUGGAAUUGUGUUAUGGGUGCCUCCCACUAUUGAAGAGCUUAUCAACACGGCGUCUGAGAAACUAGAAUUUUUAGGUGGUGUGUGUAUUUUAUCAGAAGAUGCAGGUAAAAUUCUUGAUAUAGACUUGAUAAAUGAUGGCCAGAAACUGUAUUUAGUCACGAAGACACAUCUGAAAUAA